AGAGCUCGAGCGACGUCGUCACUCUUACGGACGGAGACCCAUCGGAAUCGGGAGGAUACCCCCACAAAAAAAAUAAGCUUUGGAUCCCCCCCACCUCCCCAGAAGUUUUGACUUGGUUGCAUUGAGUUCCGGACACUUGCGGAAGUAAACAAUCAGCACUUUAUGGCUCAGGUACCGACCCAGUUUGCUUCCGAACCGACGCUUUGAAGUUUUGUUCAGAAGGAGAUCAUGAAAUCUGCAGAGGAGGAUGCAUAUGGCUACACCCCCAAUGUCAGCCUUUCCCUACCCCUGGGGAACCCCUGCCUCGCCCCCCAGUACCUCAGCCUCCAGUCCAGCCCCAUCAUCUCCGUCUCAGAGCCUCACAGCUUUGAGGCCCACGACGACAUGAACGUGCCCCCCGCCGCCGCCACAUACUACUCCUCCAGCGUCCGUCCCAAUGGUGCCCCGACCCUGGAGAGUCCUCGCAUCGAGAUCACGGCCUACGGUCAGUUUCCCGAGGACGAGGUGGAGGAGGACAGAGUCCCCGUCACCAAGCGUGGCAACUCCAUCGUGACGCUGACCCUCCCGAGCGCCGACGGUUACCGGGACCCCAGCUGCUUGAGUCCGGCCAGCAGCGUCUCGUCCCGCAGCUGCCACUCGGAGGCAUCGUCUUACGAGUCGGGCUUCUCGUACAACUACGACAACUCGCCGCAGAAUUCCCCCUGGCAGUCCCCGUCGGUGUCCCCUAAGGGCUCCACCCUGGCCCUUCCAGGUGACGGCUACGGUCCUGCCGGCUCCCCGCGACACUCCCCUUCCACCUCUCCUCGCAUAGGUGUGACAGACGAUACCUUCAUCGGCCGGGGAGGUUCUAGGCCCAACUCCCCUUGUGGCGCAAAGAGGAAGUACAGUUUCAAUGGGGGUGGGGCGGCGCACAAGCACUACCAGCAUUCCCCCAACCCCUCCCCUGGAGUGUCCCCCCAGACAUCACCCCGCCUCAGUGUCACAGAGGAGACAUGGCUGCCCAACACCAACCAAUACACCAAUUCGGCCAUCUUGGCGGCCAUCAAUGCCCUGAGCACAGAUGGAGUGGCUGACCUCGGGGAGGGGAUACCCAUGAAGGCCCGCAGGACCAGCCUGGACCACAGUCCCACCGUCAGCCUCAAGCUGGAACCCGGAGGUGAGGUGCUUGCUCCCGAUGAUCACCCCUCCACCCGCUUGCCCCUGAAGAAGGAGGCCUAUUGCGGGGGGUUUCUGGAUGUGCCCCAGCACCAGUACUCCUGGUCCAAGCCUAAGCAGUAUGUCAGCCCGUCCCUGCCGGCCCUCGACUGGCAGCUGCCGUCCAGCUCGGGACCCUAUAGCCUGCAGAUCGAGGUGCAGCCCAAGUCCCACCACCGAGCCCACUAUGAGACCGAAGGCAGCAGAGGGGCGGUGAAGGCUCUGGCGGGAGGACACCCCAUCGUUCAGCUGCACGGCUACGUGGACAACGAGCCGCUGACCCUGCAGCUUUUCAUCGGCACGGCAGACGACCGCCUGCUGAGGCCUCAUGCCUUCUACCAGGUCCACCGCAUCACCGGGAAGACCGUGUCCACGCCCAGCCUGGAAGCCCUACACAACAACACCAAAGUGCUGGAGAUACCACUCCUACCUGAAAACAACAUGCGUGCCAUAAUCGACUGCGCCGGCAUCCUGAAGCUGCGGAACUCCGACAUCGAGCUCCGGAAGGGCGAGACUGACAUCGGGCGCAAGAACACGCGCGUGCGCAUGGUGUUCCGGGUGCACGUCAACCAGGCGGGCGGCAGGACCGUGUCCCUGCAGGCCGCAUCCAACCCCAUCGAGUGCUCCCAGAGGUCGGCUCAGGAGCUGCCGCUGGUGGACAAGCAGAGUUUGGACACAAGCCCCGCCCCCGGAGGAGAAAGGAUGCUGCUGGAUGGACACAACUUCCAGGCCGACUCCAAGGUGGUGUUUGUGGAGAAGGCUCAAGAUGGACAUCACUUAUGGGAGACGGAGGCCAAAGUGGACAGAGACGCCUCAAAGCAUAACGUGCUCCUGGUGGAAGUCCCGCCCUAUCGAAACCAGCGACUGGCCAUGCCUGUCCACGUCAACUUUUACGUCUGCAACGGCAAGAGGAAACGAAGUCAAUACCAGCGCUUCACCUACGUGCCAUCCGCAGUUCCAACCAUUAAAACGGAGCCGCGGGAUGACUACGACGGCCCCCUGGUGGGCACCCCACGUGAGACCGGCCUCUCUUUGCAGCCCAAGCCGUACUACCCCCCUCAGGUGACCUCCGAGCUGAGGCCCUGUGUGGUGGGCGGGGCUUACACUCAGCAGAGAUUGCCGACCAAUCCCUCUUCAGCUUCCUCCCCGAGCAGCAGCCCCAAACUACAUGACCUGUCUCCCCCGCCGCCGCCCUUCCCGAUGCCCCAUGUUUCCAUCAUCCAGGAGACCCCCGGUCGAUUCCAGCCGCCCGGCCUCUACCGGCCCGGCGUCUCCACGCCGCCCUCCACGCCAGCUUCUGGACCAGAGGCGCCGUUCUCCCCGACUCACUGCAUGGCCCCCAGUGGGGGCGGCGGGAGCCCAGGCGCUCAACAGCAGGGGAAGGCACCGGAGAGGGUGCUGCAGGAGGAUGGCAGCCCCCCAGCGCUUGGCGUCAGCAUCAAACAGGAACCACAGGAACUGGACCAGAUGUACCUUGAUGAUGUCAAUGAGAUCAUCAGGAACGACCUGUCCAGCAUCUCCGUCCACAGCCACGCAUAGCUUCCCCCACACAGUAAGCAACAAGUGACACUUAAAAAACCAGGGGAGACAAAUGUGGCCACCAGGGUCCAACGCGUGCCUUUGUCAUUUUUCAGUCUUAUUUGACAUUUUUCUGUGUCGCAAGCGAACCCACAGCCAAGAACCAGAGGACCAAGCAUUGCUUCUCCCGACGCUGCACUUUAGAAAUGAACCAGUGCCUACCAGUCAUGUAUAGAAAUAGAAAUAUAGAAAAUAGAAAUGCUCACACAGAAAGAGAAAAAAAGUGCCUUUUGGACCACAAGCAGCAAGAAGAUAGGAGGAGAGUUUAUGUAGCUUUUGCUAAAGUUUACAACCAGAAACACAGCUUUAAAAUAUUUUAUAACUACCUUCUGUUAGGAGAAAUACAAUUAUAUAACAUAUGUUUAUGUUCAAAGUCAAGCUAAGCAUUCUUCUUCCGCUUUCAUGCACUUACUGUACAGGGUUUUUUUGUUACUUUUCUGUAUUUUUAUGCAUCUAGACAAUCAAAUUCAUCUUUCUUCUUACAAGAACAAAUCAUCUCAAAUUUAGCUGAGCUCAACUUGCUUCUUGUUCCUUAUCUUAUGUUUGUUUCUAUUUAUUCUGCUUGCAUGUGCUCUGUGUAUUCGUGUUUAUCAUGCAGCCUUUUAUUGCACAGCAUUUAUUUGUAUUUAUGACUUUAAAUGCAUUUCAGCCAAAGAAGCAUCGACUUGUUAACAUAAUCCACAUGUUAUGUUUCAGCAAAUUACCAAAACAGGUUCUUGUGUUGUAAAAUUGUAUUUUUAU
Molecule: messenger RNA, 3513 nt
Organism: Dunckerocampus dactyliophorus (ringed pipefish)
Lineage: Eukaryota; Metazoa; Chordata; Actinopteri; Syngnathiformes; Syngnathidae
Gene: nfatc1
Product: nuclear factor of activated T cells 1
Exons: 10
Coding region: 229-2733 (834 amino acids)
Biological process (GO): calcineurin-NFAT signaling cascade; cytokine production; regulation of transcription by RNA polymerase II
Cellular component (GO): transcription regulator complex
Molecular function (GO): RNA polymerase II cis-regulatory region sequence-specific DNA binding; DNA-binding transcription factor activity, RNA polymerase II-specific; transcription factor binding
Source: RefSeq, a predicted model, not a curated record